Esox lucius (northern pike) is the source of this 1372-nucleotide messenger RNA. RefSeq names its product probable E3 SUMO-protein ligase RNF212. The coding region runs from base 191 to 1063 and encodes 290 amino acids. Gene Ontology annotation, cellular component: synaptonemal complex. NCBI's taxonomy places the organism in Eukaryota, Metazoa, Chordata, Actinopteri, Esociformes, Esocidae. The record is from RefSeq and is a predicted model, not a curated record. Gene Ontology annotation, biological process: reciprocal meiotic recombination; homologous chromosome pairing at meiosis; protein sumoylation. Gene Ontology annotation, molecular function: SUMO transferase activity. The transcript has 12 exons.
UGCAGAAUUUCGUUUUUUUUUCUUCUCUUAAUGUAAAUUAAGACAUGUUCAGCCAAUAAGAAAGCGAUCCGAAAUCAAAACAAGACGAAAAUCAGAAGCUGGUUGGGUAACAGCUAGAAGCUACAGUUUAGUAGUUCCAAAACGCCAUAAUCAAUACAAUUCAACAUUACAGUAACGUGAACGUUAGAACAUGCCUCACUGGGUCUGCUGCAACUCCUGUUUCAACCCCCCUGAUCCUGACCGCAAACUAGCGGUUACCACCUGUGGUCAUGUCAUUUGCAAUGUGUGUUUUCAAAAAGGCAAGCAAGGCGAAUGCAUGAUAUGCAAGACAAAAUGUCAAGUUAAUCCUCUGUCAGACAAAAGUAGUACAGAAGUCAAGGCCCUUUUCUCUGACAUCAAUUCUGUUGCAACCAAACAUUUCACAGAAAUAAGCAAGGUGUUACUAUUCCAGGCAAGGCAUCAAAAGAGACUUUUGGCCCACUACCAGCAGAGGAAUGACAAGUUAAAAGAAGGUUUGCUCAAGAUGAAGCAGGAAAUGCAAGAAAUGUCCAAAAAAAUUGCAGAGCAGAAUGCAUAUAUUGCCAAGCUGGAGAGCACUCUUCAGCAUCAAAGUGCAAAAGCAGCUUCUACAUCUUGGUUAAACCAUGGUGGUAACAGUCCUCGCCCAAAACAAAUGCAAAUACCCUUCAACUCACCCAUUUCCCUCUCUUGCCACUCAUCUACUACAAGUCUGGCAGAAAACAUGGAGGUGGAUGGCAGGGGUCUUUUUAGGAAACCAGAGCUAUCUGGAAGCAUCCAGAGGGUGUCUUUGAUCAGCCCUCCACAGGAUGGCCGGAUGGGUACUAUCCCCUAUCGAUUGGCCAAUCAGAACACCAUGGUUAACCACACGGCUCGCUCAGCCACUGUCAGGCGUAUGUCCGAGCUGAAAAUGACCCCUAAUCUGCCGUACCGAAGGGACACAGGGUGGGAGACGCCUGUGUUCAAGCCUCCCUCGACCUCCAAAUACUCCUCCAUGUCUUCCCUGGCCGUGUCCUCUCUGAGGGUCAACUGCCCCCCACCAUAACGCCGUCCAGCACCAGACACCAGGAGGGCAAAACGUUUCAAAUCCACUUCCACGCCUCCUGCAAAUUGCUCAUCUACAGUAUUAAAAUCACUUGAACUCUCACUGCGGAGGGACCAGCUGUGGAAUAGGAAAAUGGAACCCACCACACAGGGUCAAGAACAGUUUGGAAGCUGUACACUUGGUUGUAUGCAUGUGGUGUUUUGCACAGUACUCGUCACAGGUUUGGGUGUGUCUGACCUUUUAAAAGGUACUCUACAAAGUCAGUCCAUACAUAUAACAUUAAAUAUUAUUACAUUAAUUCAUUGAAAU